AAACUAGCAAAAAAAAAAAAGCAAAACUUGAGAGAUGAGUUUCAUAUCAAAAUGUUUUAUUUGCCUGUUAUUCUCAACAUAUUUUCUACCUCCUGUGAACUCAGCUGUCCUUCAAGUUGGAUUUCUAGCCGCAAACGAUAAUACGACGGAAUUGGCUCCAUUUAUUGGAUGGGGACAGGUCGCUGGAGCGCUCGGAGUUGCAUGGAGCAGAAUUGUUGAAUAUGGACUUUUACCAGGAUAUGAAACUAUGAACCUAACAUGGGUGUUAACUAACUGUCGAGAAGCGGAUGCAGUUGGGUCAGUCAUCAAUUAUGCGGAGGGUCAUGCUCAUGUAGUGCUAGGACCCCCAUGUGUUAGACCUGCGCAAGUUGCCGGGUCUGUAGCGAAAUAUCUGGACUUUCCUUUGAUAUUGUGGGGCCCACCGUUUGAUUCAAGUCUUUUAAAUCAGUUCGAGUAUCCAACAAUUGCAUCAACCACAUCGAGCACUUUGUACCAAGCGACGUCUUUGAUACGACUGCUCGAGUACUAUAAAUGGACGGAAAUUGCGUUGAUCUACUACGUGGCAAGAUCAGAUCUUAUUCCUCGCUGUACGCCGUUGAUAUCUGAUUUCGAGGGACUGGUCAAUAAUAACGAUAACCUAACAAUCACAUACAGAAGGCAAAUGAGCGUGAUUACCAACACAAGCUAUGCAACUGCUCUCAGAAAUUUAAAAGAAUUGGCAAGAGUUGUUAUUGUCUGUUUGGAGUCUGAUGAAGCCCGACGUAACCUUAUGAUUUCAAUUUCUGAAAAUGGAAUGGACGGGGAUGAGUAUGUGUAUAUUAUGGCAGAAUCUAGACGAGCAGGAUUUGCUUCGUCGUUUUGGAACGGAACCGAUGGAAAAAACGAUUUAGCACUUCGAGCCGCCCGAAAGUUCCUCGUGAUGGAUAACCAAAAAUACAAUGAUACUACAACAUUUGUGCAAGAAGUUCGAGCCGCCUUUUCUAGACCGCCAUUUAGUUGUCCCAAUUGUACAAAUAUAGAUCCAACGGUGUCACAAGUUGGACCAUUAGGUGAUGCUCUACUUCUCUAUGCCUAUGCAUUGAAUCGUUCCAUAGCAACUGGAAACCCUAAUCCAACGGGGACCGAAUUUUGUGAAGUUGCGAAAGGAAUGGAAUUUUUAGGUUUCACUGGAAAGGUCAUAAUUAAUCAGAAUAGCACUCGUACCCCACUAUUUGUUGUCUAUAAUUUGGACUCAACUGAUAAGGAGAUGAUUGUGAUGCAGAUAACAGAAGAUCUAGAUGAUUCGAAGGAUCCGGUAGCCUCAAGCGUGAAUUACUAUAUAACGUUGGUUGCUACACCUGCUCAAAUUUGGGACACAUGGGGUGGAACCGUGCCUCUUAGUACUCCAAUCUGUGGUUUCACUGGAACAGAUUGUCCAAAAUCUUUCACUGACCAAUAUUUGGCAAUUAUUUUGGGAUGUACUGCAGCUGCAUUGGUUUUGAUAAUUGCUGUAAUUUCUACAAUUGUAUUUUUAGUAAGAUCAAAACGGCAAGAGGAGGAAAGACUGAAUCAAUUGUGGCAGGUUCACUUCUCCAGUUUAGUCAAACCCCCUCAAAAAAACACAAUGCACAGCUCCCGAAGUCUUCAAUCUACAGUGACCACAAGCACAAAAGUGACAAUCAAUUCAAAGAAAGACACAGAACGACACAGUUUCUAUUUUUUGAAUAAUGAUUCCGUUGUGGCAAGAAAACAUAAUUUCCGUGCAACUUUUACCAAAAAUGACAGAGCUAUGUUCAGAAAAAUGCGAAAUGUGGACAAUGACAACUUGUGUAAAUUCAUCGGGUUAUCUCUUGACUCACCAACUUUGAUUUCCAUUUGGAGAUAUUGUUCAAGAGGAUCACUUCAAGAUGUUAUAGCUAAGGGCUCACUUCAAAUGGAUUGGUUUUUCAAAUAUUCUCUAAUGCGUGACGUCGCAGAUGCUAUCUAUUACCUUCAUCACUCUCCAAUUGGACCCCAUGGCUGGUUGAGCUCUUCUACAUGUUUAGUUGAUGAAAGAUGGCAGGUAAAAGUCAGUUUCUUUGGAUUGUCCGCAAUCAAACAGUAUGAAGUGAAAGAACAAAGAGAUUUUCUACAUACGGCACCAGAGCACAUUAGAGAUACGAAUUUACCUAUCACAAAAGAAAUGGAUAUCUACUCAUUCGCGAUAAUUUGUUCUGAACUGAUAACUAAGAAAAGCGCUUGGGAUCUUGAGAACGAAACAUUCGAUAUUGAGGAGUUGGUUUAUAAAAUUAAAAAAGGAGGCAGAAGCCCUCCAAGACCAUCCUUGGAAACUGAAGAUGAACACAAUGGAAGCAUGUCGUUACUGGUUAGAGAUUGCUGGAACGAAAAUCCUGAUCAACGGCCAACAAGUGAACAAAUCAAGACUUUAAUGAAGAGUAUGAAUCAUAACCGUUCGUCUAAUUUGAUGGAUCACGUUUUCAAUGUACUGGAACAAUAUGCAUCUAAUUUGGAGGAUGAGGUUCAAGCCCGGAUGAAAGAAUUGACUGAAGAGAAAAAGCGAAGUGACGUUUUACUAUACAGAAUGUUGCCUAAACAAGUGGCUGAAAAAUUGAAACUUGGGCAAUCAGUAGAACCUGAAACAUUUGACUGUGUCACCAUCUUCUUUUCCGAUGUCGUAUCAUUUACGACAUUAGCCUCAAGAUGCACUCCACUUCAAGUAGUUAAUCUUUUGAAUGACUUGUACACAACUUUCGAUGCAAUCAUUGAACAACAUGACGUUUACAAGGUAGAAACAAUUGGUGAUGGAUAUUUAUGUGUCUCCGGUUUACCACAUCGUAACGGAAAUGAACACGCAAAAGAAAUUUCAUCAAUGUCCUUCUCCCUUUUGAAAGCCAUAAAAACAUUCCGUGUACCCCAUUUGCCAAAGGAACGAAUAAACAUUCGUGUUGGAUUACAUACAGGACCAGUCGUAACAGGAGUUGUUGGAAUGACUAUGCCUAGAUACUGUUUGUUUGGGGAUUCCGUUAAUACUGCAAGUAGGAUGGAAAGUAAUGGAAAACCUGGUCGAGUGCAUAUAAGUACAGAAUGCAUGAAGUUCCUAACAGAAGUUAUAGGUGGUUAUCAAACAGAGCCAAGAGGAGAAGUGAUUGUCAAAGGAAAAGGUGCAGUUCAAACGCAUUGGUUAUUGACAGAUGAUGAAAUAGAGGCGAAGGAGAAUGGAGAAUCUAUCUAACCCAUUAUUAGUGAUUUAUCCAAUUCUUUCAUAUCACAUGUUCAAUGAUAAAACAUUAUUCCUACCAAAAAAAAAACUAAUUUCAACCAGCGCCAACAUCUUUCGCCGGCUAUCAUAUUCUUUCCCCGUCAUAUUAUUUUCACCCGCUUUCGAUAUAUUCAUAUCAGCGAAGCGAAUCUCGGAACAGGAAUUCAAAGAGAGAACAUGCGCACUUUCUCUUCUAUUCAUAUGCUAUUGUUUGAUGCCAUUAUUAAAUAUAUAAUUCAAUAAACAUUGUUUUCGGAAUA
This is a messenger RNA of Caenorhabditis elegans, 3498 nucleotides long. It is a transcript of the gene gcy-22, whose product is annotated as Receptor-type guanylate cyclase gcy-22. The transcript is spliced from 17 exons. Gene Ontology annotation, biological process: chemosensory behavior; intracellular signal transduction; chemotaxis. Gene Ontology annotation, cellular component: membrane; plasma membrane. Gene Ontology annotation, molecular function: guanylate cyclase activity; protein kinase activity; ATP binding. Lineage: Eukaryota; Metazoa; Nematoda; Chromadorea; Rhabditida; Rhabditidae. The coding region runs from base 35 to 3211 and encodes 1058 amino acids. The record is from RefSeq and is marked reviewed.